AUGCUCGAAGAUCAUCACGACGCACCGCCAGCCUAUCGCAGCACCGACAGCUCGCCAACGCUAUGCAGCACACGAACCUCCAUUUCGGAACCUCCCCCUUUUUCCUUGGACAAGGAGGCAGCCGUCGUCGUCGCCGUGCCGACUGUGCGACAGGCGUUUACCAAGCAGGUCUGCAUGAACGUCUUGUGCUACGGCAUACUCGCCUUGUAA
Molecule: messenger RNA, 210 nt
Organism: Plenodomus lingam JN3
Lineage: Eukaryota; Fungi; Ascomycota; Dothideomycetes; Pleosporales; Leptosphaeriaceae
Source: RefSeq, a predicted model, not a curated record